UCAUUAGUGACAGGAGCGCAGGGUGCCUGUCCCUUUAAGAACACCUAAGAGCGCAUCCUCCCCCCUGCUGACUCCAUCACACAGCAUUCUCCUCUCAGAAGGCCUGUCCGUACAGGGCCACACAUCAUACAAUCACAAGUCAACCGCAAUCGCCGCUAUCGCCUGUUUGAGCUUGGACCCAUCCCCGUCGAGGCAGUGGCGCAACAUAAUUGUUAUUCACAUAUCUCUAAAUCUGAUCCUAAAGGCUGUUCCGCGCUCCAAGAUGGCUGAGCUGAAUUUGGGGAAGGGGCUGACUGCGGGGAAGGUGGCCAGCAAUGUGCAAAAAAAACUGACCAGGGCCCAGGAAAAGGUUCUUCAGAAACUGGGAAAAGCAGAUGAGACCAAAGAUGUGGCGUUCGAGGAGGGGGUUAUCAAUUUCAAUGAUUCUAGACCGAAAGGCAGCAAGCUGCAGAGAGACCUGAGGGCUUAUCUGGAAGCAGUUUCAGCCAUGCAUGAGUCCUCCAGGAAUCUCCAGUCCUGUCUGGCGGACAUGUACGAGCCAGAGUGGGAGGGCAAGAAUGACGUGGACUCCGUGGUGGAGGACUGUGAUGUGCUGUGGACUGACUAUCACCAGAAGCUGGUUGACCAUGCUCUGAUCUCCAUGGACACCUACCUGGGCCAGUUUCCUGAUAUUAAGGCGCGUAUUGCUAAGAGGGACAGGAAACUGGUGGAUUUCGACAGCGCCAGACACAACUACUCAGCCACACACAAGAACAAGAAAAAGGAUGGCGGCAUCAAAAUCACCAAGCCCUCCACCCUGUUGGAGAGAGCCACCCCAGGGGGCCCGGGUAUCCUGUCUGCUCACAACGUGGCCCAGAGCAGUCUUUCCAGAAGCCAGGCAGAGGAGGAGCUGGAGAGGGCGCAGAAAGUGUUUGAAGAGAUUAAUAUAGACCUGCAGGAGGAACUACCAUCUCUCUGGAAUAGUCGCGUGGGCUUUUACGUCAGCACCUUCCAGAGUCUGGCUGGCUUCGAGGAGAAGUUCCACAAGGAAAUAGGCCGGCUGGAUCAGGACCUGAACGACACGUUGGUUGCUCUGGAGGGAUCAGACACCACAAGAAAGACAGGUAAACGCAGCGCGCCCUCCACCAGCGGACCGUCCCGGAGUGCCCCAGAACCAUCUAAUCACACUCUGAGGCCAGCAGGCCCACCCCCCAUACCAAAGUCUCCAUCCAAGCUGAGACCGACAGUUCCUCCCCCCCCUAAGGUGACCCCCUGCAAGGACAUGAAGACGGACAACAUCAUCAACCUUUUCGCCUCAGCCGCCGCGCCUGACAUCAGCAUCACCUCCCCCACCCAGUUUGACAGUCCCGCAGCAUUGAACGACCUGUUGGACAUGGACCUGGACUCUCUAAAUGCGGCCCCCACCCAAGUCUCUACUACGGCCACAAAGGAUGCAAACUGGGAUUCAUGGCGUGAGGAGGACAGUGGCUCCCAGGAGAAAGAGGAGCCCGUCCACUAUGACCCGGUGGCCGCUGCCUCCGAGGGCUGGGGCGACGAUGGCACCAGGCCCGUCCGCAUCGACCCAGUGGCCGCUGCCUCCGAGGGCUGGGGCGACGACGGCUCCAAGCCCGUCCGCAUCGACCCAGUGGCCGCUGCCUCCGAGGGCUGGGGCGACGACGGCUCCAAGCCCGUCCGCAUCGACCCAGUGGCUGCUGCCUCCGAGGGCUGGGGCGACGACGGCACCAGGCCCGUCCGCGUCGACCCAGUGGCCGCUGCCCAGGAGGGCUGGGGCGACGAGGGGAGUAACCACAAGGGCGACGUGGCGGUCUCCCCCCCUGGAGAGGAGGACGAAGCCCUGGCCUCUUCUCCUGAAGCUGCCCAGGAUCUGAGCCCAGAGCAUGAAGAGCCGACGGCCGAAGCCCCCUGUGGCAGUGAGGAAGGCCAGAGUGACUCCUCUGCAGCCCAGGAGCCAGCAGCUGUAGCAGUGGAGGAGCCGGCCGCUGAAGAGGCUCCUCAGACCCCGGUGGCGGCCCUAGAACCUGCCGAGGUGCUUUCAGAGUCCCAGGACCUGCCCCCGGGCUUCCUGUUCAAGGUCCAGGUGAUGCAUGACUACGCUGCUAACGACUCUGAUGAGCUGGAGAUGAAGGCUGGAGAUGUUGUGCUAGUGAUCACCUUCACCACCCCAGAUGAACAGGACGAUGGCUGGUUGAUGGGCAUGAAGGAGGGCGAUUGGCGUCAGAGCAGAGACAACGCCGCAAAAGGGGUAUUCCCAGAGAACUUCACUCAGAGGCUGUGAAGAACGACACAAGCUCCUCCACCACCGUCCUCCUUUGGUUCCUCCAUCCUUCCUCCCUCUCGUCCUUCCUGUCCACUUCCCUGAUGUUUAUCUGUUAGGACUUCAUAGGCCAUACAAGCGGUUUGUGUCAGUCAGCCUUGGGUGAGAUCCUUGUAUUUCACCAGCUCUGGUGCAUGACAAACCUAGACCUUCCCUUGGUUUGAGUUGGUACUUCUUUUCAUUUAAAAAAAGACGUUACUUGUCUGCUGAGGAAGGAAAGUCUUUAUCCUGUGCUGUUCUCCAACACAAGGAGUACAAUGAUGUUUUAUGUUUUGGACAGAUACAGAACUAAUGACUUCACAGACCGCUGCCCCUGACUGGGGCUCCGGCCUGUCCUGGAGAACACAUUCCAGUUGACUGGUUACAUACAAUUUGAAUUAAGAUCCAUCUCAGAUAAGUCUGAUUAAUUUGUACAAUAUUACCAAAUAUUAACCAAUAGCUUCCCGGCAAUGUUGAAGCCUGAAUACUUUCUUGACGGUCUGGCAAAAUUGGUCUCUGCAAUAUACAAUAUCUAUAUACAUAUGUUUCCAAUGGACGAAGAUAUCUUUUGAAUGCGUCAUCAAUACAAGUCAAUAGAAAUGGAGUAAGUGAAGUUAAAGCCACCAGCUGUACCAAGUCAUUGCGAUGUGUUUCCUCUGGUUAACCAAUCACCAACCAGCAUUACUAACAUGCGGAUAGUUAGAAAACAACAUGUUACUGUAGCCUUGACGAUGGGUAUCAAAGUCUGCGAUUAACCUGACACACACACACACACACACACAAACAUGCACGCAGACACAUGCACACACACACCAACACAAACACGCGCGCGCGCAUACACACACACACACACACACGAACACACACACUGUGUCCAAUCAGAUCGGAUCAGAUUGGCUGUGGAUCUCAGCUACACCGUUUCUUCCUGUUUCUGCGAUAGCGCACCCCAGCUCUUAGUGCUGUUCCAGUGUGGUCCUCAAGCAGAGCAGUAUAGGAAGCCACUGCUCAUUGACCCCUUCCACUGCUAACACUCAAGGCCUGAGGCCACGGGACCUACUCAUGUCAAGGGGGGGUCCUUUAGUCUGCGUAAAGGCCCAACCUACGAGAACUCAUUCCUCGAGAGGUCAUUCCUCCCUCAUGACCUCGUAUUUGUGCACAUCUGUUAAGAGGUGAUUAUUACCCAUAACCUGUUUGGAUUCUUAUCACUGUUGCGUUGCUGUUGACUUUCACCCAUUUCAGAUGUUACUGUGAUCUGAGAAUCAGAAAUACUUUAUUGAUCUCUGGGCCGAUAUUCUGUCACGUUACAUGAACAGCCCUUUAUUAUCUUUAUUAGAUUAUCUUGAAUAACAGAACAAGAACCUCAAACCUGUUUCUGUCAAUCAACAGUUCAGAGUUUCAAAUUAGAUUCCAAAGAAGCACCACGAUCCAACCACUAUAAAUAUCAUUCAGACCAACAGUCAGAGAUUGACAUGAGGAAAUCUAACCUAAUAUUUUAAAAUGUUCUGAUUCAAAAUAAACAUUAUCAUUUAGAAAAGAGUUACAUUGCACAGAUUUCUAUGACAUUUGAUUUGAUUAUAUUCCAUCAAUCCUAGGGUAGAAGAGCAGAGAACUAGAAACCUAGCCAAGCUAACAUCCUUAUGGGAAUUGGCUAAUUGCAGCGUAUUAUGUUUGUAGGUCCAACAGUUAUACCUUGCAACAAAAACUGAGCCAGUCCUUAUUAUUUUAAUGAAAUGUGCCGAAAAAUGAGACCAUUUUUUGGGGGGGAUCUUUGUAUGCAUAGCGUCCACAUAACUAUGUAAUCCAGGUGAUAUUGAAUAUGCAUCAGAGCAACUCUUUUUAUUUUUGUAUGCUGCCAAACUAUAAUGAUAUAUACUAUAGAGUCUAACAAUGUCAAUGGAAUUGCCAACCAGACGUGUACUGGAGUGUUUUGUACCCCCUGUGUGGCUUGUUGCUAACAAGCCACCUAGGUAGUUAAAACUACAGUAGUCUCAUACUUCUAACUCCUUCAUCGAAUCAUGCGGGAGCAUGAGUCUUACUCAGAUGUCGUUUGAGUUGAAGGACGAUGUGUGGUUAUGUGCUUACUCUGCGGGCCGCGUGCUCAGGUGUGUGUGUGUUUGUUUUUUGAGUGAUGAGCAGGUACGUUGUGUUGAAGAGGAAAUACAUUAUUUAUCUAUUUGGCGAUGUUAAUGCGGACCCUGAUGGGGCUGGUCCAUGUCCCAGGAGACUCUGAAGACCCAGGGUCUGGGUCCUGGACUUGGUCUGGUCCCGGUUCAGGGUCUGGUCCCGGUCCAAAGGCCGGUCUCCAUCUCAACGUGUUAUUGUGCAUUUGUUGUUGUGUGUAAAUGUGUAAACUUUGCCAAUCUGUCACCACAGAUCUACAUAUUCUAUAGAGACAUUCAUAUCUUUGUGUGAGUUAGUGUGCGCAUGCCGAGACCCCCGUGUUGUGUGAUGACCCCCCCCCCCCCCCCCCGACACUCUGAGGUUAAUACGUUGACAGCAUUAUGAAUCCCCCCCACCCCCCCUGUUAGUCCAUCUAAGGGAUCCCAAACCUGAGAGUAUUGUGUGUGUCUGGUUUAAAGCCUCACCUGUCGUGAUGCUGGGGUCUUUCUGAAUAAGGAAAAGGAUGUGGCUUUGAUUCUAAUACCCUGAUACCCCACACUGUCCUCACAAUGCUGCCAAUCUGUUGGACCCAACCUCUUGUUGACUACGACUGUGGAGACGGACAAAACUCGACAAGCAGAUGUUUUCAAAUUUAUUUUUUAUCUUUAAGUUUGAACCACUUGAGGUGUGCAUUGUUUUCAUAUGAUAGUUGCGAUGAUGGUCGUAAACUGGCCAUCACAGGAACCAUGCUACACUUCUCUUUCCCUCAGAUAUUUAAAAUGUAGAAACUUGACCUGGGUCUGCGACUGUCUGUGUCUUUGCUGAACUGUGGGAAAAUACGACAGAAUUUUCCUGUUCUUAACUGACCAAUAAUAAUAAUAAACAUUACUUAGAAUCUCUCA
This is a messenger RNA of Gadus morhua (Atlantic cod), 5295 nucleotides long. RefSeq names its product bridging integrator 1a (gene bin1a). The record is from RefSeq and is a predicted model, not a curated record. Gene Ontology annotation, cellular component: plasma membrane; synaptic vesicle; cytoplasm. Lineage: Eukaryota; Metazoa; Chordata; Actinopteri; Gadiformes; Gadidae. Gene Ontology annotation, molecular function: phospholipid binding; tau protein binding.